CCCCUGCAUGCAAGAUUUUAAACAUAGGAAUGCCAAGCCUGUGUGGCCAUGCAGUGGAACAACUGGAUCUUCCCAGUACUUUUUAGCAUAGCCUUGCAAAAUUUGGAUGUUUCUUCGCCAGAGUGGUGGGGUGCAAUCGUUCUUCUCUGUGUCGCCACACUCGGCUGGCUGUUUGGCCGUUUGGCUGUGACACACUGGGCGUUGUAUUUUCGACCUUCCUCUCUUUAUCAACUCGGGCUGGACAAGUUGGGCUGCAGUGAUGCCUGUGCCUAUUUGGUGGGUUCGCUGACUGUCCUUGGCACCCUCCAGUUUCUGCUGGUGACCUGGCGUUUGUGGCCUGAACUGUCACUCCUUGACCUGGAGAAAAUUCGGGGGGAACUGAUCGAAGCCUUUCCAGAGGAGCUGGAGAUCAACUUGACCAAUGGCGUGCUCACGGGGAACCGCCCCGGUCCUGUGUGGAUAGAGGUUCCAACCCUGAGCCUUUUCGACUUCUGUGGAGGAUCUCUGAUGUGGUCGCUGGCCUCUCUGGACUUUGGAAGUCCAGACUUGCGAGACCUAGGCCGUGUGGCCGUCACCGCAGCUUCUUACUAUAUGGACUUCACACCCACCUUCCGUGUUUUCGAGUUCGAUGUGGGUGACAAGGUGGAAGUGACGUCGAGUCCUCAGAUCGGGGGGAAUCCUGGCUUUUGA
Molecule: messenger RNA, 690 nt
Organism: Cladocopium goreaui
Lineage: Eukaryota; Dinophyceae; Suessiales; Symbiodiniaceae
Source: the annotation of a GenBank genome assembly